Messenger RNA from Trichoderma virens Gv29-8, 717 nucleotides. RefSeq lists its product as uncharacterized. NCBI's taxonomy places the organism in Eukaryota, Fungi, Ascomycota, Sordariomycetes, Hypocreales, Hypocreaceae. The transcript is spliced from 4 exons. Gene Ontology annotation, molecular function: L-ascorbic acid binding; iron ion binding; procollagen-proline 4-dioxygenase activity. Gene Ontology annotation, cellular component: endoplasmic reticulum. Bases 1 to 717 code for a protein of 238 amino acids. Gene Ontology annotation, biological process: peptidyl-proline hydroxylation to 4-hydroxy-L-proline. The record is from RefSeq and is a predicted model, not a curated record.
AUGGCCAAAUCCAAAUCAUCCAAACCCUCCGCAGCACCUCAAGCCGCACCCCCUCCCCCACCAUCAUGGCCUGCUUUUAUGCCACCCCUGCCAGUCGUCGAACUGUAUCCAGAGCUUCAUCCCGCGACUCCCAACAUCGUCCUCUUGUCUUCCUUUUUCCCUCGCUCUCUGUGCCGCGAUUACGUCGCUUUUUUAAAGACUCUGCCGCUGCAGACUACUCCUUCGCGGCCCAAGAAGGGGGAAGCAGUCCGCGUCAAUGACAGGUUCCAGAUUGAUGAUCCGGCAUUUGCACUCAGAUUGUGGGAAACUACCGGACUUAAAGAGGUCAUUCUGGAGAACGAAACAAUUAAAGAUCUAUGGGGCGGCCAGCCUGUAGGCCUCAACCCAAACAUUCGCAUAUACCGCUAUUCCAAAGGCCAAUACUUUGACUGCCAUUACGACGACUCCAACAACCUGAUUCUCGAUUCCGUCCCCGUCAAAACUACUUGGACGCUCCUCCUGUACCUCACUUCCUCUGCCGAGGGCUGUAUUGGGGGCGAGACUGUUUUUUAUCUCCACGAUCGCAAGUCUGCGGCCGAAGAAAUUGCCGUGUCGCUCGAGACGGGCAUGUUGCUGUUGCACAAGCAUGGUGAUGAUUGUCUGCUGCACGAGGGACGGGAAGUCCAGGAAGGAGAAAAAUGGGUAUUGAGAACUGAUUUAUGUGUGCGUCGGGGAUGA